Molecule: messenger RNA, 1968 nt
Organism: Thermochaetoides thermophila DSM 1495
Lineage: Eukaryota; Fungi; Ascomycota; Sordariomycetes; Sordariales; Chaetomiaceae
Exons: 1
Coding region: 1-1968 (655 amino acids)
Molecular function (GO): protein binding
Source: RefSeq, a predicted model, not a curated record
AUGCCUCCGGGAGCAGAACUUCCCGCCCUAACCCUCCGAACGGGCAGCGCCGACCUCGCCCGUCCUCUCCCCCAGCGCUCUACCGACCCGGUUGUCUCGUCGCGCAGCCGCCAGGAAUAUCUUGAUUCUCUCGUUGUGCCAACAAAGGAAGAGUUCGACAAGAUUGCCGAGAAACAGGCUCAACGCGAGGCAGACUACAAGCGUCAACGUCGCGAACAGCGUCGCAGUCUAGAAGCUGCCGCUAUUCAGUCAGCGCCGUCGUCGGCCAGGCCUGGAACGGCGUCAAGCCAGCAACAACAACGACCAACUACCCACCAGAGUGAUGGUCACGGUAGUCAUAACCAUAAGCGCUUCUCUUCUCUGAUCAGCACCUUGAGCCGACACAGCUACGAAGAAGAGAAUGCAAUCCGGGAGGAGGCCGCGACAAUUAUCCAGCGGAAUUACAGAGGUUACCGUACGCGCCGCGAACUCCAGGGCUUGACGAUAAGUGCGUCGAGUCGAUGGAUGCAUACCAUUCGUGAGGCGCAGUGGCGGGAGGUGCUCGCGCCGAGACCGAGGAGUAGUAUCGAGCAGGAGGGAUUAUCGAGCGCGAGAAUGAAUUGGAAGAAGGCGACGGCUGUGGCGAGGCAUGCCGGGGGUGUAGAUAGGGUUGUGGAGGACGAAGACAAGAACGAGAAUUCCUCGAUCUCGUCUUCAUCCUCCUCCUCGUCAUCAUCUUCGUUGUCGUCGUCGUCGUCGUCGUCGUCGUCGUCUUCAUCUUCCGACUCGAAGGAAGGACUGCGCAACAAAAUAAAGAAAAAGGUCAAAUUCCAGAGAUAUAAACACAGGAAGAGCACGCGUAAGCAGAACCCCCCCGUCGAACCCCCCGACCCACGACCCAUGGCCCUCCAAUACUUCCUCGAAAUGGUCGACCAGCGCCACCGCUACGGCGCCAACCUCCUGCUCUACCAUGCCGUCUGGAAAGCCUCCGCCACCAACGAAAACUUCUUUUACUGGCUCGACGAAGGAGAAGGGAGAACCGUUAACCUCGAUGUCUGCCCUCGUUCUCGCCUCAAUCGCGAGUGCGUGCGCUACCUCUCCCCAGAAGAACGCAAGUACUACCUCGUCACUGUGGACAACCAAGGCCGUCUCUGCUGGGCCAAAAACGGCGAAAGAAUCGAUACGUCCACGCACUACCGCGACUCUAUAUAUGGCAUCGUCCCUAAGGACGAUCCAACUCCGGCAUGGAAGCCCCCUGGCGUAGAGGACACACUCUCCCCAUCGACCACGAACCCCUCCUCCCGCCGCUCCUCAACCUCUUCCUCCUCCUGGUCCUCUGCCUCCUUCUCCCCUCUCUCCACAACCUCCUCCUUCUCCGCGACAGCAGUAACCCGCUACCCGCCCGGUUCCUCCACCCUCCCUCCCGUAAUCUCCUCCCCCACACCCCUCUCCACCAACCCCCCCUCUCCAACAUCCGCCCGCCACUUCAACCCCCUAACCAACCUCAAGCCCUACCUCUCCCCAACCGCAAUAUUAACCACGUUACUAAGACACACAAUCCGCCCCAACACCUGGAUCUUCGUCCUAACUCCGAAGACAUCCCCCCCACAACUCUACAUCUCCCUCAAAUCUCCCGGCACAUUCCAGCACUCCUCCUUCCUCUCCGGCGGACCCACGGCCGCCGCAGGCCUCAUUCGGGUCCGCGACGGAUAUAUCACCCAUCUGUCACCACUAAGCGGACACUACCGGCCGCCGGCGAGCGAGAUGAAGUGGGUCGUUAGGGUGUUGAGAGAAGAGAUGGGGGUUGAUUUGAGACGGGUGAGGUUCAAAGGGAAGGGGUAUGUGUUGUUGAGGGGAUUGGAGGGGUAUGAAGAGGUGAAGAGGAAGGGGCGGGAGUUGAAGGGGAAGCUGGGAUGGGGCAAAACCGGGGAGGGGAAGGAGGAUAAGAAGAAGAUGAACAGGGGGUCAGGUGAGGUAGAUUUGGCUUAG